AUGAGCUGCUUUGGGUGUUUCAAGCCUAAGAAGAAGAUGCCUCCCCGGAGGCUGGAAUCCAGGGAGGUCACGGUUGUGAAGAAGGCCCCGAGCCAGAAUGAAGCGCCUCCCAGGGAAUCUGGGUCCGUCAGGCCACCACCAGUCACUUCAAAGCACAAGCACAAGCCAUCAUCUGAAACAGCAACAAGCAUUGAACCUCCUAAAGGAAGUUGUUCUGUUUCCAAAACCGCAAAAGCAUUCACAUUCCGUGAGCUAGCCACGGCUACAAAGAACUUCCGUUCCGACUGCCUCCUUGGAGAAGGGGGCUUUGGCAGGGUAUACAAGGGCAAGCUUGAAAAUGGACAGCUUGUUGCUGUCAAGCAACUAGACCUGAAUGGGUAUCAAGGCAACAGAGAGUUCCUAGUUGAGGUCCUGAUGCUCAGUCUAUUGCACCAUCCAAACCUAGUCAAUUUGGUUGGCUAUUGCGCAGAUGGAGAUCAAAGGCUUCUGGUGUAUGAGUACAUGGCACUUGGUUCACUUGCAGAUCACCUGCUUGAUAGCACUCCUGAUCAAGUGCCACUGAGUUGGUAUCUCAGGAUGAAGAUAGCUCAUGGAACUGCUAAAGGGCUUGAAUACCUCCAUGAGAAGGCGAACCCACCUGUCAUUUACCGGGAUCUCAAGUCCCCCAACAUCCUUCUUGAUGAGAAGUACAACCCUAAGCUCUCAGAUUUUGGGCUCGCAAAGCUUGGUCCAGUCGGGGGAAAGACACACAUCUCCACUCGGGUGAUGGGAACAUAUGGGUACUGUGCUCCGGAAUACAUAAGAACAGGCCAGCUAACUGUCAAGACUGACGUGUACAGUUUUGGAGUUUUCCUACUGGAGUUGAUCACAGGAAGAAGAGCGGUGGAUACCUCCAGGCCAGCAAAUGAACAAAUCCUGGUUAACUGGCUGACAACUGCAAUGGAACACAUGGAAAUAAAUACUAAAGCCUCAGUUAGGAAUUACCCAAAGAAGAUUCCUGGCACAAGGUUUUCUGACAAAUUCAUCUAUGAUCAACAGGUGAAGCCAUUGCUGAGAGACAGGAAGAGGUACAAUGAGCUAGUAGACCCUAAUCUUAGAGGUGAGUACCCAGAAAAAGACUUGAGCCAAGCUGUGGGUGUGGCAGCAAUGUGCCUACAAGAGGAAGCCUCAGUCCGGCCUUACAUGAGUGAUGCUGUUGUGGCACUGGGAUUCCUCGCAGAAAUGCCUGCUGGCUAUAAACACAAAUCUGGCCCUAUACUCCAAAUGAAACAAGUUGGAGAUCCCUCACUAACUAAUAGUGGUAGCGCUAAGCAAGAUAAGGAUGCAUACAAUCGUCAAAAGGCUGUAGCUGAGGCCAUUGAGUGGGGCUCACUGAGGCAGAAACAGAAGGCUCAAAGUCCAGAAAAGAAAGCUCACAGUCAAGGUGCAACAUCCCCUCCAGAAGCCAGCAGAUUGUAA
Messenger RNA from Miscanthus lutarioriparius, 1458 nucleotides. The record is from the annotation of a GenBank genome assembly. Lineage: Eukaryota; Viridiplantae; Streptophyta; Magnoliopsida; Poales; Poaceae.